AUGCUCUCUGAACGUGGAGUUAGGGUCGCCUUAAUUCUCAAGGAGCCGUGGAAAUUUCCUCCUAGCGAAAGCUCCUUGUACGAUAAAGAGAAAAAUCCGAACGGAAUCAUCUCACUCGCGACCGCAGAGAAUAUAUCCAUUCCCAAAGCCGCAUUUACAUAUGCGUACGGUAGCCCCUAUUGCGCUGCGCUCACUGUUCCUAUCGCCAGGCAUAUAAACACCCAUUUCAAACCUUGCACUCCCAUCUCAUCGUCGCAUAUCGUCAUAGCCAACGGCGUCACUGCGGUGAACGACUUGUUGGGCUAUGUACUUGCUGAUCCCAAUGAUGCUAUCAUGAUUAAUCGUCCCAUUUAUGGAAAGUUUGGGCUCGACUUUGGAUGCCGAGGGGACGUGGGGGUAGUCUAUGCCGAUACAGAACCGUUGGAAGUGUUUAGUGUGGAUGUAGUGAAGAAGUAUGAGGAAGCGAUUGUGACGGCAGAAAAAGGAGGAGUGAAAGUCCGCGCCAUGCUGAUAACCAACCCGCACAAUCCUUUAGGUGGAAAUCUCAUCAAGUUGUUAGGGCGUUGUUAUCCACCGGAAACAUUGAGGGAGUUGAUGCGCUUUUGUCAUCGGCGAAAUAUUCAUUUCAUCAGCGAUGAAAUAUAUGCACUCUCUGUUUUCGAUUCCGGGGAAACAGGUACUAUUCCAUUCACUUCAGCACUGGCCAUCGAUCCAACGGGACUGCUGGAUGAGAAUUAUAUUCAUGUCAUGUAUGGAAUGGCCAAGGACUUUUCUGCCCCUGGGCUCAAGCUAGGUUUCUUAAUCAGUAAAAAUGCAGAUGUCCGAAAGGGCGUAGCCUGUGCUAGUCGAUUCGGGAGACCCUCGGGAGUGUCGAUCGCAAUUGCUUCUCAGAUGCUGAAUGAUGAGGCAUUCGUCUCCUCAUAUCUUUCCCUAUGUAGAGAAACGUUGGCCCGAACGUACAAAUUUGUCACCGCCCUGCUUCGAGAGAAUAAUAUUCCGUAUUUACCCGGAAGCAAUGCCGGUUACUUCGUCUGGAUUGAUCUAUCGGCGUUUAUUCCGCCGACCACAGAGCAAAAGCCGAUGUCAAAAACUGACCGUGAGAUUGCACUCGCCGAACGUUUCGUUGAAGCAGGUGUGUUUCUUCAGCCCGGUGACGAACAAUCCUACACACCAGGGUGGUUUCGACUUGUAUACACUCACGAAGAGGAGAUCGUGACAGAAGGAAUUCGAAGGUAA
This is a messenger RNA of Coccidioides posadasii C735 delta SOWgp, 1236 nucleotides long. The record is from RefSeq and is a predicted model, not a curated record. NCBI's taxonomy places the organism in Eukaryota, Fungi, Ascomycota, Eurotiomycetes, Onygenales, Onygenaceae.